Messenger RNA from Zonotrichia albicollis (white-throated sparrow), 1640 nucleotides. RefSeq names its product cell division cycle associated 8 (gene CDCA8). Lineage: Eukaryota; Metazoa; Chordata; Aves; Passeriformes; Passerellidae. Gene Ontology annotation, biological process: mitotic sister chromatid segregation. Gene Ontology annotation, cellular component: chromosome passenger complex; chromosome, centromeric region; spindle midzone. The record is from RefSeq and is a predicted model, not a curated record.
AGAGAACCACAGAACCACCAAUGGCGCCCACCAAGAAAAAGGGCAACUCCAGCGCCCGCCGCCGCAAAAUGGAGGCGUUCCUCCAAGACUUCGACAGAGAAGUGGAGCGGCGGUUGAAGCGGAUCGAGGCGGACGGGGAGCGCAUGGUGCAAGAAGUGGAGCACAUGUACGACAUGGCCAUCCUGCGGCUGCCGGCCGCCAUCCGCGACGUGAACUGGCUGGAAUUCUUCGCUCUAGCAAGAGGUGAAAACACGCCGGAGGAUAUGGCUAAGGGAGACACGGAAAUAACGAAAAUCCCCAGGCUGGGCGCAGACAUCAUCGAUCCCCUGUUGGAUAUUGCUGAGAAGGUGAGUAGAAUCAAAAGGAGUGUUGAAGGUGAUGAGGAAGCAGAGCCUCCAUCACUUCCACAGCAGAAGAGAUCUCGACUUGCCAGCCAAUGUCCUUCAGAGACUGAGAGUGGGGAUGCAAGGACUGGCAAGGUGAAGGCAUCUGCCAAAAAACCACGUGUGGCCAGAAGACCUCCCUCAGCGAGAGUGAAGGGCAUGAACAAGAGAUCAAGCAAAAACAGCUUCAUCACUCCAGCUUCUGGCAGAAUGGUUGAUAUGUGUGCUCAGGGAGGCACCUCCAUGGUUACACCCAGAUUUGAUCCCAGGAUGUUCAAGACGCCGGGGCUGCGCACUCCCGCCAUCAACGAGCGCGUUUACACCUUCUCUGCCAAGGGCAGCCCCCUGGCCGAGCCUGAGGAUGUCAUCCUCACCCUGCCCCUCGGUGGGGGAGAGAGCAUACGUUUGACAGAAAAGGAUCUGACCAAGAAGAAUUUCCUUCAGCUGAACCCCAAGGCCCAAGGGCUCAUGCAGAAGCUGUCAGUUUGUCUCACACAGGCUUGCAGCCAGGCGAAAAUGCCCCAAGAUGGAAGUCAGUGAGCAAGACUUGUUUUAAUCUUGUUUUAAUUUGUAUAUUUCUUUUAUUGUUAUACAGAAUGGAAGCUAAAAACUAGUCAUUUUACCUAUGGUGUGUAAUGGGAGAAAAAUGAAUAGAACUUUGCCAGCCAAUGUGAAUGAACUUUGAGAGAGAACUUUGGAGAGAAAUAAAAUUAACUGGAAAUUUCAUUUAAGGUUGAAACCAUGACGCUUCUCUUGGGCUUGCAGAUUAGCAAGUGGGCAGAAAGCCUGAUGGUUGUCAUGUUAAGAGCCAUGUUCAGAGUAAAGAACUCUGCUUCUCUCUAACUUUGUCUAGAAUUUUCUUUUUCUAGAAAAAAGCUUGUUUCUUGGUAAGCUGUUACACUGUCCUUGCUUUAAGCCUCUUUAUGGGGCUAUAAACAAGGAUGUUGAGAUUUUGAAACCUUUUCUAUAUUUCAAAAGUUCUACUUUUGGCAAAACCAGGCCUGCACAUGGUUAAAAUGGAGAUAAGCUGCAAUCAGAGCUCUUUGGUGCAGGGUGUGGCAAAGCUUAUAGAACAGCAUUUAUACAUUAAUUUCCUUUUGGAGAGCAAGCAUUUUAUUGUAUGGAAGACCUCAUGGAUUUGGAAAACUCUCUUUGAGAGGUUUGAGCAGAUUCUGAGUCCUAACUGCAGGUGGCAACAACAUAUCCCAUUCAGCUCCACAUACACCUGCCUUGCUCUGCUGUGCACAUAUUAAUUAA